AUGCCCAACACCGAAGAAUUGAACAAGGUAGCCUUCGACGCCGAGAGGGAUCUAAACUCCUACCAGGCCAAGCAAGGCCUUGGCAAGAAGAGUGACUCAACUGUCGAAUCUGGUGUUGACGAGAUGGUCGAUCAGCGAUUCUCUCAGCCUACAGGUGUGAAGUACGGCCCUGGCUCAACUGCCUCUGGCAGCGACCACCGAGUAAUUCCCGAGGAUGAGGGCGGCACUCGUGAUGACCGCAACAGGCUCGCCAGGGCAGGUCAGUACGAGGGUAUUGGUGGCCCGGAAGAUAAGGUCUAA
Molecule: messenger RNA, 300 nt
Organism: Penicillium coprophilum
Lineage: Eukaryota; Fungi; Ascomycota; Eurotiomycetes; Eurotiales; Aspergillaceae
Exons: 3
Coding region: 1-300 (99 amino acids)
Source: RefSeq, a predicted model, not a curated record